AAGGAGAACUGCUGGGCAUCUUCACAACGGGUGCACUCUUGACCUUUAGCCACCUUAAAUUGAUUCAAUGAACUUAACACGUCAUAGAAGUUCCGGAGCUACAGAAGUGCAAACGUGACUCAGUAGACGCUUGAAAAAAGCGUUUUAAAAAAAAAAGAAGAAAGCUCAACAGCCAUACCGGUUCAACGCAGAGGUGGAAUUUACCACUUAAACGUCAGAGCAUGAUGUUGUAUAUUUCGCUGUUUGUUGUAAUUUUUGUCGGUGGUCUCCUACUUUCUGUUGUCGCUCAGAUCUGGAAAAAACGUCGGAGCAAAUUUCACUCUGCUCGGAGUUUACUGGUCCACUUCUUUAUCAAUCGCUUUGUGUAUCUCUUGGGAGCUAGAGCAAGAGGACGCCUGGAAAAAGACACAAAAAGUUUUCCCCAAGUUCAAGAAACAUUUUUGUUAAACAUUCUCAAGAAAAACUCCAAGACUAGAUAUGGUAGAGAAUUCAAGUUCAAUGAAAUAACGAGCCGCCGGGAUUUUACUGAUGUUCAUCCCAUCACCAAGUAUGAUCACUACAAAGCGUUUGUGGAUGAAAUUGCUCAAGGAAAGACGAACGUACUGACCAAUCAAGAUCCUUGGAUGUUGGCAGUAACAUCCGGGACAACAGGAAAAAGUUGUCUUAUUCCCAAGACACGAGACAACUCCAGAGCAUUCGUGGAGUACGGAUUCUCUGUGGGACUCUAUCACACUUUGUUUAACGUUCUACCCCAGGCGGAUAAUUUACAGAAGUCCCUUAAACUGUUCCACGCUCCUCAAGUCAGGUACUCGGAAGGAGGGAUUCCCAUUGGACCUUCAACUUUAGCCCCUUCCUUACAGCUGCACGCCCUGUCCACUCCCCGAGUGCACCUUGACGUCCCGUCCGAACCCGCUGGACUUUACAUUCACGUGUUGUUUGCACUAAGAGAUAGAGACCUGGGUGCCAUUCUAGGCAACUUUGCGUUCUGGAUUCACGGGGUUUUCGUCUUCCUUGAGAAAAACUGGAAAUUAAUGGUGCAAGACUUGGAGAAAGGUGAAAUCAAUGCUGAUCUUGAAAUAACAGAUGGAGUUCGAACAGAGCUAAAUAAGCUUUUAAAGCUAAAGCCGGAUAAACAACGAGCAAAUGAACUAAGAGAGGAGUUUCAGAAGGGUUUUGAUGGAAUCGCCAGGAGAAUUUGGCCACACCUAGCAUAUGUACAUGGGGUAAUGUCGGGUUCCUCUGAACUUUAUGCCAUGCAGUUACGGGAGCGCUAUCUCAAGGGUGUGGCACUGUGUUCUACCAUAUAUGGAGCCACUGAAGGAUUGAUUGGAGUGAACUUAUGGCCACUAACAACGGAAUCUUGCUAUCUCCUGGCACCUCGCUCGAUGUUCUUUGAAUUCAUACCAUUGGAGCGUACCCACGAACAACAACCAAAGACGCUGUUCGGUGAGGAACUCGAACCCGGUUGCUCGUAUGAACUCGUGGUAACGACUCUCAGCGGUUUGUACCGUUACAGGAUCGGAGAUGUGGUGAAAGUUGUCCGUUUUCACAACAGUUGCCCGGUGGUGGAGUUUCAGUACAGACAAGGUCAGCUAUUAAACAUGCGCUCGGAGAAAACGACUGAGACGAUGAUGUACGAAGCACUCACGAAUGUGCUCCGAGGUAAAGGCGAGAAAUUUAACUUCGUGGAUUACACAUGCGCAGAGAGCAUUCUGUUGGAAUUAAUCCCGAAGAAAAUGGAUUUCGUUUUGGAAACUAUUGGCCAAAAAUGCAAGGCAGACUUUGAUGGUGUCAAGCCAUUUUAUAUAAUUUUCUUGGAGCUUAGUGCAACUCGAGACUCAAAAGAAAAUGAGGUGCUUUCUCGAAAGUUGGACCACGCGCUAUGUGAGGUGAAUCCCUUUUAUCUCAUUCGUCGUGAAAAUGGCGGCUGUAUCGACACACUCAAAGUUUGUUUGGUCCAACCAGGUACGUUCCAGAAAUUUCGCGACUUCCUUCUCAAAGUCACACCGACGGCUGUGAAUCAACUGAAGAUUCCGCGGAAACUUACGUCGAAAGAACAACUAAUGUUCUUUUGUGAGAAUUCAGGCCACUGAGCGGGUUUAAAUAAUUAGCACAUUUUCAGCAAAGCCAUAUGAUUAGAGCGCCGUUCAAUUAAGUAUCGAGAUAAAAUCUCCUGUAAUCACUUCAGCCAAUCAGAAGAGGAAGAUACUGAAAGGGGCCAAUAAGAAUCAAAAGUGAGAAUAC
This is a messenger RNA of Stylophora pistillata, 2244 nucleotides long. RefSeq lists its product as uncharacterized. Gene Ontology annotation, molecular function: acid-amino acid ligase activity. Gene Ontology annotation, cellular component: cytoplasm. Lineage: Eukaryota; Metazoa; Cnidaria; Anthozoa; Scleractinia; Pocilloporidae. The record is from RefSeq and is a predicted model, not a curated record.